This is a messenger RNA of Onychostoma macrolepis, 2550 nucleotides long. Its product is annotated as sialic acid-binding Ig-like lectin 14. The record is from RefSeq and is a predicted model, not a curated record. The transcript is spliced from 5 exons. Bases 185 to 1045 code for a protein of 286 amino acids. Lineage: Eukaryota; Metazoa; Chordata; Actinopteri; Cypriniformes; Cyprinidae.
AGCAGCAUCAGCUCGAGCUCUGAGAGGAUUUCUGUCGUCUUCUCUCUUCUCUGGUGUUUUUUGUGGCUUCAGUAUCAGUCUGCCGCAGACAGUAGAAUUUGUAAAAGGAUCCUGCGUUUUCAUACCCUGCACAUUUGAUAUUGAUCAACAAUAUGAACGUUUCCUCACUGACAGAGCAAAGAGAAUGUGGUUUAAAGAAGGAAACCCUGCAAUUAAAGUGUUUGACUCCAGCAGCCCCAACACUGAAACAUUUAAAGGAGAAAUAUUCGGCACUACUACACAGAAAAACUGCAGCACACGCUUCGAUGACGUCAAUCAGAGUCAUGAUGGGUCAUAUUAUUUCAGACUUGAAGAUGACAGAAUGAAGUUUAGCUUCAAACCAAAUCCACCCUUCCAAGUUGCCGUCUUAGGAUCUCCACCCAAACCCACAGUGAGAGUCUUUAAGGAUCAGCAGGAGGUGAUGGAGACGGUGCAGGUGAUGGAGGGAAGUUCAGUGAGUCUGCGCUGCUCUACUAAGAUCUUCUGUCCGUCUCGUCCACCGUCUCUCACAUGGAGCUCGUCUCUCAAUGAGAACGUCACAGGACGGCAGUAUCAGAACCAAACUGAGCUCAUCUCUGAUCUGAACUUCACUGUUUCUCACCGUCAUCACGGAGUCACUUUCACCUGCUCUGCAACACACCAGCUACAGAAGAAGAUCACAACACAAGAGUCCCAAAUGAUACAAGUUCAGUAUGCUCCUAAAAACACAUCAGUGAGGAUAAACCCAGCUGGUUUAGUUCUGGAGGGUCGUUCAGUGACUCUGAGCUGCAGCAGUGAUGCAAACCCAGCAGUGAACUACACCUGGUACAGAGACACUGAAGAACUCCUGAAUCCAGUUCAGACCGGACCAAACCUGAUCAUCAACAACACUGACCCGACACACAGAGGACGAUACUACUGUAGAGCUGAGAACAAACACGGCACUCAGAACACAUCAGUGCUGCUGGACGUCCAGUCCUCCAUCAACACACAGAGUUAUUUCUGUCAACGCCCUGCUGACGGUUAACAUUCAUCAGGCUUUACAUUGCAUCCAAAAAUCAAUAUUAUUAAAAUUAUAUAUCAAAACUCAUCUUUUCUCUUUGGCUUUUGGUUCACGGUUUAUCUUGAGUGUCUUUGCUGAAACUACAGUAUUUCAAAACAAAUCUCUUCUGCUUUCAGCUUUGGUCAGUAUCUUUGGGUUAGAAAGCAUCUGCCAAAAAGAAUUUAAUUUGUUGGAAUGCAGUUUUGAAAUGGCUUGCUUAUGAUUCAGAAUUCACUCCAAACAGGUUGGAUAACAGAUUUCAGUUGUGGGCAAAUAAGGGAAUUACUUCUUUUUGCACCAUUAUUGAGAAAGAUGAAAUCUGAAACAUUCAACUACUGAAGAAAAAGUUUCUUCUAGAAAGUCAAGAUUUUUACAGAUAGCUCCAGGUUCGAAAUUAUUAUGACCAAAAAAUAAAAGGAAAACUCGAAGAUAAUCUGAAUCCAUUGAUAGACCUACUUAAGAAGGCACACACAUCAGGUGUUAGAUAUAGGAUCGUUUCUCUGCUAUACAACAGUUUGAAAAACACACUCUACAACUUAUACUAAAGAGAAAUGGAUGAAAUAAUCUUUACUGAUGAAGAGUGGUCAAAUAUAUGGACAUUUCAAUGAAAAUCAACCAGUUCAUUAAAUUGGAAGGAAUACUGUUGGAAAAACAUUAGUAGAUAUUUUAAAACACCGGUACAAACGACCAAAUACAGUAGUAACUCUCCAAAAUGUUGGCAAAACUGUGCAUGUAAUGAAGCAAACCAUUAUCAUAUUUUGGAAAUGUAUACAUAUUCAAGAAUACUAGAAAGAAACACAGGAGGCUCAUGAAUAUAUUUUUAUAAGAGACAUACCUCUAGAAAGCAAAUUGCUGUAUUUUGGCUGCGUAUGUCCAGAUAUAGUAUAACAGCAGAUAAUAAAUACCUGAUGGGUGUGCGUUUGGCAGACAGUAAGAAAGCAAUCACAAGUAAAUGAUUAAAACAAGAGAGACCAACUUUACAUGUUACCAUAAAGAUUUAUAUGAUGGUCACUUUUUUGGUUAAUUUAAAGAAGGACGUGUUUCUGGGAAAAUGGGUUGAAUAUGUAUCAGAAAGAAGGUCUGAUUAUGUAUAUAAUGUAUAUAACACAUACUUGUGUAUAUAUGUACAUGUGUGUGUAUAUAUAUAUAUAUAUAUAUAUAUAUAUAUGUUUGCGAAUAUGCAUGUACUCUGUUUAAUAUCUACAGUAUAUACAUAAUGGAGGUCAUUUGAGGUUAUUUUGGAUGGAACUGAAUUAGGACACAUGUUCUCACCCUGCAUGGAUGUAUAUAGUUACCCUUUUUUUAACAUGUUAUUUUUCUUUGUAAAACAGAAAACAGGUUAUACUCUGAAACAAUUUAACAAAAUUUGAGUAUAAUUUAUAGUUAAAACAUUAGUUAAUUGCACAUAUCUACACAUUGUAAAGACACUUUAUGGUUGCAUUGAGCAUUAAAUGUGUCUUGAAAUAUGCUUUAUGAUUGUACUCAAAUGA